Messenger RNA from Mucor velutinosus, 792 nucleotides. RefSeq lists its product as uncharacterized. Gene Ontology annotation, molecular function: oxidoreductase activity, acting on NAD(P)H, oxygen as acceptor. The transcript is spliced from 4 exons. NCBI's taxonomy places the organism in Eukaryota, Fungi, Mucoromycota, Mucoromycetes, Mucorales, Mucoraceae. The record is from RefSeq and is a predicted model, not a curated record. Bases 1 to 792 code for a protein of 263 amino acids. Gene Ontology annotation, cellular component: intracellular anatomical structure.
AUGUCUGCCCCACUUCCCACUCUCCCUGAAUUCUCUCUUAAGGAUAAAGUUGCUGUCGUUACUGGCGGUGGCAGAGGUUUGGGUUUAGAAAUGAGCAGAGCUCUUGCUGAAUCUGGUGCCAAUGUUGCCAUUAUGUUUGUCUCUAGCGAGAAGACCCAUGACACUGCCGCUCAAAUCGCCAAGGACUAUAAUGUUACCUGUAAGGCCUACAAGGCUGAUAUUGUUGAUCCUGUUGCUGUCAAGGAAGCUGUUGACCAAAUCUACAAGGACUUUGGCGCUAUUGAUGUCUUUGUUGCUAAUGCUGGUGUCAGCAUUGGUGGUAAGACCGAGGAAUACGAUUUGAAUGACUGGAAGAAGACCAUGGACAUCAACGUCAACGGCGUCUUUUACAGUAUUCAAGCUGCUUCCAAAUACAUGCUCGAGAAGGGUAAGGGUAGUGUUAUUAUUACAUCUUCCAUCUCUGGCCACGUUGCCAACCGUCCUCAGCCCCAAUGUGCCUACAAUACCUCCAAGGGCGCCACUACUUUGAUGACCAAGGCUUUGGCUACUGAAUGGGCCACCAAGGGUAUUCGUGUCAAUGCCAUUUGUCCUGGUUACAUGAGAACCGAAUUAUUAGACAUCACUCUCAAGAACAACCCUGAAUGGGAGAGACAAUGGAACCAAUUCACUCCUAUGGGUCGCGUUGGUGAAGCCAAGGAACUCAGAGGCGCCGUUGUCUUUUUGGCUAGUGAUGCCAGUAGUUAUGUUACUGGUAUCGAACUGUUCGUUGAUGGUGGUUACACUUGUGUAUAA